Culicoides brevitarsis is the source of this 865-nucleotide messenger RNA. Its product is annotated as mitochondrial import receptor subunit TOM20 homolog B-like. The record is from RefSeq and is a predicted model, not a curated record. Gene Ontology annotation, molecular function: transmembrane protein transporter activity. Gene Ontology annotation, cellular component: mitochondrial outer membrane translocase complex; mitochondrial outer membrane. The transcript is spliced from 3 exons. The coding region runs from base 76 to 528 and encodes 150 amino acids. Gene Ontology annotation, biological process: tRNA import into mitochondrion; protein import into mitochondrial matrix; protein targeting. NCBI's taxonomy places the organism in Eukaryota, Metazoa, Arthropoda, Insecta, Diptera, Ceratopogonidae.
CAACCCUGCUUAGGUAACUGUCAGUCAAUCAACACAUUUUCUCUUCAUCCAAACUUUUCCAGCACAAUUUUCACGAUGACGGAACUAUCGCGUACCGCAAUUGUCGCUGGACUUGGCACUGCCGCUGUCGCAUUUCUCGGCUACUGCAUAUACUUCGAUCACAAGCGUCGCAGCGAUCCGGAAUACAAGAAAAAAGUCCGAGAACGCAGACGACGACAGAAGAAAGCCGGUGCCAAACGCACUCAAAUGCCAAAUUUGCAGGAUCACGAUGCAGUUCAAAGAUUCUUCUUGCAAGAGAUCCAAACGGGUGAAGCUAUGAUCGCUGCUGGCGAAGUCGAGACCGGAGUCGAGCAUUUGGCGAAUGCCGUCGUGGUGUGCGGACAACCAGCUCAGUUGCUACAAAUUUUGCAACAAACAUUGCCGGCACAAAUUUUCACGAUGCUUAUCCAACGAAUGAGAGUCAUGGGAAAUCCGUCAGAAUCGCAAGAGCCGCGUUUGGUUGAAGAAAUCACCGAUGACUUGGAAUAGAGAGUUUGACAACAACAAAAAAAAUAUUGAGUUUUAGUGUAGAUGGCUUGCCCGCAAUUGGAUUUGUCGUAUAUUUUCGAAUAAUAUAUUAAAAAUCACAUCUCGAUCAAGCAACUUCUUAAAUUCCUUAUUCUCCUUUGAAAAAUAUCAGAAAAUAAAUUAUUUACGCACAACACUCUCUGUUAACAAAAAAAAUAAAGAAAACGGAACUUUUAUCAGAAAAAAUUUCAUUUUCGGAAAUUUUUUAGUUUUAAAAAUUACAAAAUCGUUAGAGUUAGGAUUAAUUGAACGUUUCUCGUUAACAGUUGUAGUUGUUGUUGUUGUAAUUGAUGAUGAA